This is a messenger RNA of Oryzias melastigma (Indian medaka), 1224 nucleotides long. Its product is annotated as sorting nexin-18. The transcript has a single exon. The annotation marks the transcript as partial. Lineage: Eukaryota; Metazoa; Chordata; Actinopteri; Beloniformes; Adrianichthyidae. Gene Ontology annotation, biological process: endosomal transport; plasma membrane tubulation; endocytosis. The record is from RefSeq and is a predicted model, not a curated record. Gene Ontology annotation, cellular component: plasma membrane; cytoplasmic vesicle. Gene Ontology annotation, molecular function: phosphatidylinositol binding.
UUUCUUUUUUCCCUCACAGGAGCUCUGACCAAGGUGAAAGACAGCCAAAAACACGUGGAGGAGGGCAAGAUGGACCGGGCCCAGGCGGACGGCAUCAGCGACCGCUGCAACAUCAUCUCCUACGCCACGCUUGCCGAGAUCCAGCACUUCCACCAGAUCCGAGUGCGGGACUUCAAGGCUCAGAUGCAGCACUACCUGCAGCAGCAGAUCACCUUUUUCCAGAAAAUCACAGGAAAACUAGAAGAAGCCCUGCAGAAGUAUGACAGCGCCUAAUAACGGAUCACUUUUAAACACUGCUUUGUCCUUGAACAUGAAGGAGCAUUUCAGCUGCCAGGAUCAGCCACUGCUACGAUGUGGCAGAAGAGCUGGAUGUUCAAGAAUAAGACCCAAAAGAAGGUUUCUGUGGGAGGCCACCACAUUUUUGGACACUAGACAUGCUUUUUUUAGUCUAACUCAGACUAAAUGUUGGUCCGCUCUUCGGUUGGGUGCUAUUAAGUGAUAUUAGAGCCUGUAUUACAGGCUACAAUUGUGGAAAACAAAGUGACUGACGUCACUGCCGCUAUAGGAGCCGAGAUAAUCUCAUGGCCAACACGCUGCCUUCUCAUGACCUGACACAAAGGUCAGGAAUGUUCCUGCCUCCUCACCGAUGUCACCACUCCCUCGUGCCUUCUGAUGAAGCCUUUCUGGACUCUUUUUUUUAUUUACUAUUUACUAAAAGGCUUUAUGUACUGUUUAUGUAGAAAUAUAUGUGUUUUUACACAAAGUUAGCAGAUUUGAGGCAAAAAAAAGGAUCACUUUGCUUUGAAAUGACUUUUAUAUGUGGAGGUAUAUUAUAUUAUUGUGGCGUUUUUUUUUUUUGUUUUUUUUUUUAAAUAAAGGCUGCAAAUUUAAUUUUUAUUUGUAACAAGAUCAGGGAUUCUUUGCAUUGAUAGUUAAAGCCCAUGUUUGACCUGCUAGUGCUGAUGGGAAAAUUGAGGAUUGAAGGCACGUUUAAGGCAGGUACGUUAAAUCUGAGUUUUUCUCGGAAGAAUUCGGGUUUCCGGGAUCAGAGGCAGAAUGUUAGACGGCAGACAGUUUCUCACUGGUUUUUAAUGAUGCAGACCUUUUGAUGGCACUGUUUUAGACAAUUCAACUGUAUGGAUGUUUUUAACCUUUAUGAUGCUGGUUGCGUCGUAAAAAACAGAAGCAGAGAUGCUAAAUAAAUUCAACCUCCACUGAAAGAUA